Spodoptera litura is the source of this 1142-nucleotide messenger RNA. RefSeq lists its product as uncharacterized. NCBI's taxonomy places the organism in Eukaryota, Metazoa, Arthropoda, Insecta, Lepidoptera, Noctuidae. The record is from RefSeq and is a predicted model, not a curated record.
UUGUACAAUGAAUAAAUUGUGACCUAAAAUUUCGUGUUUACAUAGAUUGGAAGAUCCCGAAUGCUUUGAGCCUCAACUACCGUCUAACGUCAAUGCUCAACGCCUGCGUACAGAGCUCUUAUCGAAUUAUCGAUUCUGUAGAAUUUAUUAAACAGGACAAUAUAAAUACUGCAGCGUAUGAGAUUGGCUAUGUGAACUUCGUAUCAAUGGAGAAAUAUCGAAAAAUGGUCGACAAAUACAAUACCACUUCAAUAAAUAAAUAUAGGAAUUAUGUCAUUGAGAAUUUAAUGUUUCUUGAAGACAUUGAGGCUUAUUAUUUUGAAAUCGAUCAUCUAAGCGUGUCAUCACACAACGCCACCAAAAAAUCAUUUAACGGUUCCAUAUUUCACGAGCUAUCCUGGCCAGUUAAAAUGAUGGUUAUAAAAGACAAACUGAGAUCUCAGUCAUCUCAGAAUAAUCGUCUGUCGCCUGAACCAAUGCCAAAACGAAGAAUACCAGAGAUCCAGUACUUGGUAUCCGGUAGGAGAGACGACGCAGAGCCAAGAGAUCCGAACGAGGACGACAACAGCAUGAGGCUGAAACUCUUCAGACUGAUGUAUGAGACUAUCAGGGAUAGUGACUUAAAAUGCAAAAGAGCUGAUCUCAUCCGCACUCAUUACAAAAACUCCUCUGUUUUCGAAGUCGGCUACCUAAUGGGAGAUGUAAUGGACAAAUUCAAUAUAAUGUCAGAUAUAUCGAUGACUUUAAAUCGAUUGUUUCAUGAAUGGAAACCAAUUGAGCAUAUAAACGCUUAUGAACAAAUUUCCAAUCAGGCUAUCGAGAUAAAUCAUCUGAUUGAUACUAUGAGGACUAUCAGUCGACGAAAUGAGACGAAGAAGGAUGAAAAGUAUUAAUUCUUUUAAGGCCAAUACUGUACCCACGCUGGCGCGGCGCGUUUUGCGUCUGUAACUGCGAUGAGCGGGAAAACCAAUUUAACAAAGACCGGCAACGCACCUGUGACUCCUCUGAGCUCUGCAUUUGAGGUCCAUGGGCAACGCUGCUGGGGUACUUUUGAAUCUAAUUGCGACCGAUCGACAUACAUACUCUUGAGUUGCAACACUAGAGCCCAUUGCAUCCGUAUUGCGUAUAUAUUGAAUGAACUA